AUGGUUGGUUUCUCUAUCAACCUCCUGGGUUUAAGAGUCGUCAUUUCCUGCAUAGGAGUUGUGGGUAAUGUAUUUCUCAUCCUCGCCAUCAUUCAGACCAAGUUCUCCCGAGUCAAAUCCUUUGGGUUGUUCCUCUUGGGACUGGCUGCUGCCAACUUGGAGGAAAUUCUCAUCGUGAACAUCUAUGAUAUUAUCAACCUCCAGACUCCCUCCGCCACCAUCGACACUUGGUCGUGCCACACAUUCAAGUUCCUGACAGUGUUUGGCGAAAUCACCAGCAUUCUCUUCACUGUCCUCAUCAGCAUCUUCCGCCAACAGAAACUGAGAGACGCCGACAGACGGGUCAACCCGAUCUACCUGGACAGCAUCAGGUCAGCCUGGAAGGUGAGCGGACUUUGUGUGAUGCUCGCCACGCUGAUGAGUCUCCCCAUUUUUGUCAUGAAGCCUCAAGGCCCUGCGGAAAACAUCACAAGAAAUAGCACCGGCUGCCCUGCAGACUUCUUUCAGUGUAGUGGAAAUUAUUGCCCCAUACUCAACCGUGUUUACAAGUACUUUUUCAUGCUGGUGUGCUACCUGCUGCCUCUGAUCAUCGUCACAGUCACCAGCUGCAUCAUCCUCUCGGCGUUGCUUAAUCAGAGGAAAACAGUAAUACCCGUGGCAAGCGUGAGCGGGUCGAGCCAGUUCGGCAGGAAGAGCAAAAUUCAGAGGCUCCAGAGAAGCACAAUAGCUGUGCUGGCAGCGAUGGGGUUGUUCCAGGUUGACUGGACUCUCUACUUGAUCUUCCAGCUGACUGUUAGCCCCACUGACUCUCCUUUUUGGGGUGAAAUUGAGUUCUUUAUCUCAACUUCCUAUACAUCUAUCAGUCCGUAUGUGUACGGGAUGGGGACUAACCUGUUCUCUCUCAAGAACUUUAUAAAGAAGUAA
Cottoperca gobio is the source of this 924-nucleotide messenger RNA. RefSeq names its product olfactory receptor class A related 6 (gene ora6). NCBI's taxonomy places the organism in Eukaryota, Metazoa, Chordata, Actinopteri, Perciformes, Bovichtidae. Gene Ontology annotation, biological process: neuropeptide signaling pathway; cellular response to estradiol stimulus; cellular response to glucocorticoid stimulus. The transcript has a single exon. Gene Ontology annotation, molecular function: neuropeptide binding; somatostatin receptor activity. Bases 1 to 924 code for a protein of 307 amino acids. The record is from RefSeq and is a predicted model, not a curated record. Gene Ontology annotation, cellular component: neuron projection; plasma membrane.